AUGUUCGAGAACGGCAUUGCACAUUUCUUCCAACAUAUAGUGUACAAAGGUACAAGAAAUCGGUCCAAACAGGCAUUGGAGGCACAGAUGACAUGCACAGGUGCUCAAUUUAAGGCCUUCACUGAGAAGGAGCUGGUCGGCUACUACGCCGAGUGCCUGCUCGAGGAUUUGCCGCUUAUCGUCGAUAUCCUCUCAGACUGCAUUUUCCAGAACGCCUUGAACCCAUUUGAGAUUGAAGUGGCCAAAUCAGUUGCCUAUUUGGAGAUGAUGGAUCACGACGAGGAUACCAAUGAAAUAUUAAUGGAUUAUUUACACGGCGCGGCUUUCCACGGCACACCGCUCGCACAAUCGGUUUUAGGGCCCAGUACAAACCUGUACAACUUCACAGAAGCUACCAUAGCCCAGUACAUGAGGCAGAACUUUGACCCGACGCGCACCGUAUUAGUUGCGGUUGGAGGCGCUACGCACCAGUGCGUACAUGAUCUCGGCGCAUUAUAUCUGAACCACCUGCAGCCCGCUAAGUGCGCGGAUUAUGUAUACCGCUUUUCAUGCGGCGACUUUCGCUAUAGAAACGACGACCUGCCUUUCGCCAACGUAGCCAUCGCUUUUGAAGCACCCAAUUUCUGUCACAGCGACGCGUAUGUUUUGGAUAUGGCUACCACGUUCAUUGGGGGCUGGGACGCAAGUAUGCCGCGGGGGAAUUUACCUGCGCCGAUGUGCGCCCGCGCCGCCGCCACGGGCAUGGCGGAUGCUUAUAAAAGCUUCUACUUCAAAUACAAAGACACUGGCUUAUGGGGCAUACAGUAUACAGCGCCCAAGUUGCACGCGGACGAUUUCUUAUACAACUUACAACAGCAAUGCGUAAAGUUGUGUCUGUCCUUGACUCGUGUAGAAUUGGAGCGAGCCAGAAACGAAUACAUAACAUCCCUGGUCACAGAGCUGGACACCCUACCAGGCGCCUGUAAAGAUCUUGCACGAUGGUUCCUUUUUUACGGGCAGAGGCCCUCGACAUUAGAUCGCGUCACCGAGUACCAGUUCGUAAAAUUAGACCGCGUAAGGGAACUGUGCGAGGAACUCAUAUACGACCGCAGUCCGGUCGUCGCUGCGGUAGGCAAUAUAGAAGUGGUCCCAGACUACACCAGGAUUAAGGCCUCUAACUAUUGGCUACGAGUAUAA
Hyposmocoma kahamanoa is the source of this 1176-nucleotide messenger RNA. Its product is annotated as cytochrome b-c1 complex subunit 1, mitochondrial-like. The transcript has a single exon. NCBI's taxonomy places the organism in Eukaryota, Metazoa, Arthropoda, Insecta, Lepidoptera, Cosmopterigidae. Gene Ontology annotation, molecular function: metal ion binding; metalloendopeptidase activity. The record is from RefSeq and is a predicted model, not a curated record. The coding region runs from base 1 to 1176 and encodes 391 amino acids. Gene Ontology annotation, cellular component: mitochondrion.